ACUGCCUUUUAUUUAUUUAAAUUGUGGCCCUCGCAUUUGCGUUAUUGACGCCUUUUCUCUUUUUCUGCAGAAUACCCUAAUCUAACGGCAAGCGCACCAGCUCGUCUUUAUCCAGCUGCGCUUAUAUCAUGUCUGUCGAGGCCAAUCGGCCUGCGCGUUCAGGCUGGCCUGUCACUUCUCCCCUUUCGUCUCCAUCUACCUCUCUCUCGUCUUCUUUUUCUUCAUCCGCAGCCUCAGACAUGCUGCCCCAGGACUCCAGCCAGUCAGACAUUCAUUCUUCGGAUCACUCGGCUCUUGCACCAAAACAUCCUCAUGUCCGCAACCUGGCCUUUGCAUCUCCUCGUCCCCGCUCAUCCUCUCUGGCCGUUUUCAUGGGACAGAAUAUCAGCCGGUCUCCUUCUCCGUCCCAGUCAAAUUCUUCUUCUCAGCUCGCCUCGAAGGGUAUCGCUGCUGCAGCCGCGACAGGGAGUCGCUUAAAGCGCGCGUUUGGCGCGAGACGCAAGAACAAGUCCGAGGAUACCUCCAAACUUUUUUACGGCAGUCAUAAGGGAAAGGAGAGGGAUUACUACACGGACUCCGAUGUCACUACUCCUGUAUCGUCUACCUCAAGAACGCCAGUAACUCCCGUUGACGCCACUGCACCACCAACUCCUGGAUACAGGCCAGCCAAGCUGUCCUUGCAGCUUGCAACUCAUGUUUUUAAUGGCGGUAGGAAGAAUUCACGGACACCGCCCCCCGUUACGCAAUUAUCCCCUGUUCCUCCUCCUCCUCCCCCAAAGCCGCCUGGAAUGCAAGGCUUGAAACUGGUGUCACCCCCGCCCGGUCGGAAUGUGGAUCAGAGAGGCUCCAUAAUCACUGUCAGCCCGGGUAUAUCAUCGGCGGUUAAUUUUAUGCGUAUAGGGGAAGAACAGAGAGAACGGGAACGGGAACGGCUAGAAGCUCAACAAAGGGAAUUGGAGGCUGCUGAGAAGAAUGAUGCUGAGAAGGAGAAGAAUAGCGACAAGGGAGAUCUGAAGGAGACGUGGCGGAAAAGUGACUCUACUAUGAGCCACCAUACCAUUCGUCCUGGCACGACUGUAGGCAACCGGACGCCACGCCCUGUGUCAGUCGCCGAAUCCCUUCAGUCCAUUUAUACCAUCGUUCCUCCAGUCAGCAAGAGACUGAGCGCCCUCAUUACCGACACCGAUUUCGCUACUCCGGAGGAAGACUUAUCCUGCGAGACCGUUGUGGAAGACCUGCCGCCGGUUCAGCCCCAAACCUCUCCGACCUCCUCUAUCAGAGUACACAAUCGUCGUUCGAUGUCAUUAAAUCUGGGAUCGAGCUUUGCCAAGAUAUACAUUCCACCAUCAGCGGCUUCUGCUGGAGCAACACUAUCUGAGUCGAAGCAUCCGCCACGAUCAGUCGAGGACGUCCAUCCGCGAUUAUCGCCUUCUGCAUCGCUCGAGACGCCCACGCUUACUAGAGCCGCAGCAAACGGUAUCAUUUCUCCGUCAAGCCCCGGCCUGCAAUCAACCGGAAACCACAUUCGUGGGCGGCUGGCUGCUUGGACAGCCACGACAAACCCUAAUCCAUCACAGCGCAGCUUACCCACUCCUCCUACCUCCUUCCCUCGUAAUCCGCCUACGCCGCCGCCGCCUCCAUCGUCACGGCAACCUACCAUCAGUAUGACCGGUGGUUUUGGUCUAGCGAAGCGUGCUGUGGAAAAGAUUAAUCGUGCUUGGGGAGGCUUGUCUUCGGGUUCGAGUAAUUCUGGCUACUCUUCGUCUUCAUCAAGCGUCGGUCCAUCGUCGUAUUCCGAUCAUAAUUUGGCACGCAUUGCGUCAAAUCAAUCUGGGGUUAUGUCCAACCGCUACGGAAAGAAAAAUCGGAGAACACCUGACGCACCUUCUGGUUCAUGGAGUAUCAAUUCGUCAACAACAAUCUCCUCUUCAUCAGAUUCUGACGCUUUCACGCCGACUGGUCCGUUUCUUGGCCAGAAGGUUCGUGGACCUAUGCGUACGAAAAGUGGAGGCACGGGGGCUGUCGGUGGCGUCGUUUUCGGGAGAGAUUUGCGAGCUGCGACGAGGGACACAGCCGUUGGUGUUGGUGUAUCGUUCAGUGCCGCGGACUUGGAAUCGGUGAAAGGUGAUGUGCGCUCAGGAGACGUUGAUAAGGACCAUCUAGAACCACUCGAGGGCCGAAUGGUACCUGCAGUCGUAGUACGGUGCGCGCAACAUCUAUUACUAUGGGGAAUACAAGAGGAGGGUCUGUUUCGUGUUCCCGGGCGAGCAUUGCAUAUCGCGAAGCUGCGUGCAGAGUUUGAUACAGGGGCCGAUUUCGAUAUGACACAGUGUUCACCUGCGGAACUGGAUCCUCAUGCUGUCGCAUCCGUUUUCAAAGCGUUUUUGCGUGAACUGCCUGAACCAAUUCUGACCCACUCGUUGCUUCCGCAAUUCGAAGCCGCUAUAAGUCAAGAAUGUGAUCCGAAUGUUCAAGAAUUCACCGGACGUUUAGGCGGGAAAGGUGGUCCAACGCUCCCGUCGGGUCCUCGAAAUGGGCUUACAUUGCGUAAAGCACCCUCGCUGUCUACUCUUGCAAUGCCAAGCUUCAGUGGCAUGCGACCGCCGUCCCGUUCAGUCACAAAUACCCUCAAGUCGUUGCUAUCGAAGCUUCCUUACGAGAACAAAGAUCUAAUCCGUAUUGUCAUCGAACUCAUCAAGGCGACGGCCCGAGAGAGCAAAUCAACCAAAAUGCCUAUCAGUAAUUUGCUUCUCGUGUUUUGCCCCAGUCUGAGCAUGAAUCCUCCGCUGCUUAAAGUUCUUUGCGAAGCGGAGGACCUGUGGGAAGGGCCCCUUCUGGAGUCGCCUGUCAUUGAUAUCAAGCGUGAGAGCGUUAUCCUGGACAUUAGUGCGUCUGAUUCCGCAAACAGCACUACUGCACUUGAACUCGACGAGGAGGAUUCAGAUGAAGAGUAUUCUGAUGCACACGAUGGUUCGGAGAUGAAGACAUCACCCCCACCUUCUCCAGACAAGUUUGACCAGGUUGUGGAGAGUCCUCGUUCUUCCACCGAUGGUAAAACCCCCACCGUUUCCAGAUUGAGGCCAAUGGGGCCGAGGCAGCAUAUCUCAGCAGGUCUCUUUAGUGGAUCGGAAUACUCGUCUCGCCUGAGACCUGUUUCUCCACGCUCUACGGGUGCAUCAUCCGAUUCUAGGUCCAUAAUAUCGUAUGGGUCGACCUCUAACGAGAGUCAUUCGCCAUCACAUAUCAGCCUGUCUCCUCCGCCCUUGUCUUCGUCUGCAGAAUCAUUGGCUACCCCAUCAACUUCGUCUGCCCAGCAAUCAUUAACUGAUCUUCCCGUUCGGACCGAUCCUUACGCUAAGGAGGAAGAGAUCAUGGCUCCCGUCAUUGCAGAUUGUUCGGACUUGGGUCUACCAAAGUCUCCGUUGUCUGUCAUCAAUCGUCGCAUCAGCGGUCCCAUUCAAUUUCCCAGUUCUGGUGGGAGCGAGCCUUCAAGUCCACUUUCACCUCGAAGAUCAGUGCCUCUGCUUUCUCUGCCUAGCCUUACCUCUUCCCCUACCACUUCCCUCUCCGAUUCGCCUCGGCGACAUGGGAUGAAGAGGCCUUCAUUAAAUCUCCUUUUCUCUAAGCGUCCUGCAUCUCCGUCUCCGCUAUCAACUUCUUCUAUAGGGAGACCCUACAUUUCCUCUCCGUAUCUACAGCAUCCAUCACCUGUAUCUGAUUCGUCUAUUUCCACGCCAACCUCUGCCGUUACUGCACCACAAUCCAGCACACAGAUGCUUCCCCAUAUUCUUGAUACUCCCAUUGAAAGCUCAGCACUCCGACGCGAUCUUGGACUGGAGGAGUCACCUUCCAUCGGAUCACCGGAACGUUCAGACUCGCCUGGCAGCAGCUCAUGCGAAGAGGAUACUAGCACUGAUGUACUGGAUGAAACCUCGCCACUCACGGUCCGUCCCGGCAUAACCCCCAUCGCUGAUCAUUACCGUUCGUUGUCGAGCGCCACCCUACCGUUAUCGUCAUCAGACCAACACUUGUCACAUCUUCGGCCAAACCCCACACUAAGAAACCGGUCUGCGUCCAAGACUUCCUUUUUAUCGAACGCAUCUUCCAAUCAUCUAGGACUACUAGAUGAUGAAGAUAAGGAGGAUUGGACACAGAGUGUCCUCAUGGCAGCUGAUGCUGACGGUGGUUGGACUGUAACCACGCCUUCACCGCAUUAGACGGCAACGGGUGGGUGUGCUGCACUCCAUCAUGUUUCGUUUUCCAUAUUUGUGAAGUCUACGAUAGUAGAUUCAUAACGUGAAGUUCAAAACCCCGCGCAUGGCUUCUGCCUGUUCUUUAUUCAUCCCUGCUUUCGACGACACCUGCUACUCCACACGCCUAGUAUAUG
This is a messenger RNA of Desarmillaria tabescens, 4387 nucleotides long. RefSeq lists its product as uncharacterized. Bases 129 to 4217 code for a protein of 1362 amino acids. Gene Ontology annotation, molecular function: small GTPase binding; GTPase activator activity. Lineage: Eukaryota; Fungi; Basidiomycota; Agaricomycetes; Agaricales; Physalacriaceae. Gene Ontology annotation, biological process: small GTPase-mediated signal transduction. The record is from RefSeq and is a predicted model, not a curated record. The transcript is spliced from 4 exons.